This is a messenger RNA of Botrytis fragariae, 1005 nucleotides long. Its product is annotated as putative saccharopine dehydrogenase protein. NCBI's taxonomy places the organism in Eukaryota, Fungi, Ascomycota, Leotiomycetes, Helotiales, Sclerotiniaceae. Bases 1 to 1005 code for a protein of 334 amino acids. The transcript has a single exon. The record is from RefSeq and is a predicted model, not a curated record.
AUGGCACCACUCAUCAUAUAUGGCGCAACAGGGUACUCCGGCCGAUUGGCUAGCGAAUACGCAAAAAGCCUCGAUCUCAACUUCUCAAUUGCUGGCAGGACAGAGCAUAAGCUCAAGAGCCUAGCAUCUCUACUCGACGUCUCUUAUUCGGUUUUUGAUAUCAACCAAGUUGAUUUGACCGAUUCAGUAUUGAAAGAAGCUUCCGUUCUCCUUAAUUGUGCCGGUCCUUUCGCACACACUUCCAAGCCGCUUAUCGAAGCAUGCAUCCGAAAUAAAGUGCAUUACCUAGAUAUCGCAGCAGAAUUAGACAGUUAUCAACAUGCGCAGAGGCUUGACAAAGACGCAAGAGGUGCUAAUGUUACACUUAUGCCCGGAUGUGGAGGAAGCGUCGUGAUGUUGGGCUGUCUUGCUAGUCAUGUUGUCGAGCAAAUCGAAACCCCGAUCAAGAUUGACAUUGCCAUGCGCAUCGCUGGAUCAAUUUCACGAGGAUCAGCAACAAGUGCGGCAGAAAGUAUAACAAGCCAGUGCCUUCAACUUGUUGAUGGAUCAUUGGUUGGACAAGAUAUCAGCAAUACGGCGGAAUUCGAUUUUGAUGAUGGCAAUGGAUAUGUUACAUCGUUCCCGGUUACAUUGCCCGACCUCCUCACCAUACAGAAAUCUACAAAUGUGCUUAACAUCGCAACAUAUGUGAAUAUCUCUAGUGCAAACUUUCCGACUGGAGAUCUUGCUUUGCUGCCGGAAGGUCCAACGGCCGCGGAGAGGAAGACUACACCAUAUCAUGCAGCAGUCAGUGUCACAUCUGAACACGGAGUUACCCAGAGAGCCGCUCUCCACAUAGUCAAUGGCUAUACUUUCACUUCAAUGGCAUCAGUACAAGCUGCCAAACAAGUGAUGGAUCAUCAGACUGAAUCCGGCUUUCAGACACCUGUUGAAGUAUUUGGCAAGGAUUUUGUUCUCGCUAUACCGGGUUCCAAGAUCAUAGAUCUCCAUAGUUCAACCGAAUAG